Cyclospora cayetanensis is the source of this 1965-nucleotide messenger RNA. RefSeq names its product myosin-14. Bases 1 to 1965 code for a protein of 654 amino acids. Lineage: Eukaryota; Apicomplexa; Conoidasida; Eucoccidiorida; Eimeriidae. The transcript has 5 exons. The record is from RefSeq and is a predicted model, not a curated record.
AUGGACUGCCCCGGAGGGGCCCUGUCGGAGGCUUCGAGGGUGUCCUUGCUGCAUCAUGAGCGGCAGAGGGAACGUCUAGCCGCGCGGAAGCCUCUGAGGCCAGACGAGCACUUGGUAACUAGCAUUCUUAGCGGCUCAAAGAGCUACUGGGAGGCCCUUGACGACUUGCGCCGGCUGACGGCCGAGCUCAGCAGGGAGAAUGAACGCCUUCGAGACAAGCUGGAGAGGCAUCGCUCGGAAAGCGAGCGAAAGAGUGGGCUCCUAGCAGAAAAACAAAGGGAGAUCGAAAGAUUGCAUGAAGAGGCUACCCGCAGCAGUGCCGCAGCGAAAUGUCUCACAGAGAGGACAGAACGCUUGCAGCGGCAGCUUGCCGUUGCCUCCACAAAGAAGAACAUACUGCUUUCCAAAGUCAAGCAGGAGAUGAAGGAGAUAACAGCCUCUGCUGCCGAAGCGCGAGCCGUCCUCAAGGAGGAGCUGCAGCGGGCCGAGGAGCGCGUCAUUGCAGCCGAGAAGGGAGCAGCUGCUCAGUUGGCAGCGAAGGAGAGGCAGAUACGCUCACUCCAGCAAGCGGCGGCUGCAGACGAAAGUCAAGUCACUUACAGCGUCAAACGGCAGGAAGAGCUGGAGAGACAAGCCGCAAAGUUGCGUUCCCAGCUGCAGCAGCAUCAAGAAAAGGCAGCAGCAGAGGCUGCGGCGAAAGAAGCGAAGAUCGAGGAACUGCAGAGGCACCUCGCGACUGCACAGAAGAUUCGCGAUAAAGUCUCCGUCGAGCUAAAUACUCUACGCGCGAGCACUACAGCGCUGCAGCAACAAGCCAGCAAGGCGGAAGAUCGGGCAAAGGCCCUCGAAUCCACGGCUCACACUACACAAAGCAGUCUAAGGGACCUCGAGCGCCAGGUAGCAGCAGCAACAGCUAGAGAGUCCGAUGCAGUGGCAGAGAGAGACAGGCUUCAUAAGGAGGUCAGGAGUCUGCGGGAAGCAGCGGCGACAGCGGCGGAACAGAGCCGGCGAAACAAGGAGGCACUGGAGGCUUCAUUUCACGAGGACCAUGCGAAGAUGGAGAGGGAUCUUUCUAAGGCCAUGGCAGACUUGCGGGCAGAAAAAAGCAAGCACUCAUCCCUGCAGUUGCAGCAUGAGCAGCAAGAGCAACAGCUGCAACAACUCAGGGGAGCAGACACCAAGCUGCAGCAGCUGACCCUUGUAUUCUCUCGCGUCCGCUCAGCGUUUGCAGCGCUCUCGGGUCGGCCUGCAACGGACGACGGAGAGGUAGCCGCUGGCAUCUCCCAGGCGCUCAGAGACUUUGCUGAAGCAAGGCAGGAUCUGCAGGCGGCAGGCGCCCAGCUAACAGCAGAUAUACGGAAGUUAGGAGAUCAGCACACGACGAUGCUAAUGGAAAAAGAGAGGUUGGAAAAGAUGCACAAAUCAGCAAAGUUGCGGGAGAAGGUAGAGGAAUUGCGCGAGCAGCAGCAACAACAACAGAAGGAGAUUGAAACAAAGAGCGCAAUGAUCGAGAGCGCCAAACAAAAGUAUGCAGAUCUAGCCACCAAGCACAACGAAUUGGUGAAGAAGUUUAAUGCUGCUGUAGCACAGGAGAAGGAGCAGCGCAACAAGGGAGACGAAGCAGCACAAGCCGCAGCAGCGGCUGCGGCUCUGGCGGAGGAGAAGCAAAAUGAAACAUCGUCGAUCAAGCAGCAACUGCGAGAAGCACAGCAGCAAAUCGACAAGCUCAAGAAAGAGUUAGAGGCAUCAAGGGCUGCCACUAAGGCUGCCGAACAAAAGGCUGCUGCAGCAGCAGCUGCUGCUCAAGGCGCAGCACGAGCCAAAGAGCCGCAGCAACAAGCCACAGGAAGAGCGAUGGCUGCUAUACCCACAGCAACCGGGGGUGCAGCGCCUCCACCCGAAAGUCAGUUGGCCACUACGCGUGGUGCAGCACUUGCUGUUGCUGCUGUUGCCACUGUUCGCUGA